CAAAUUCCCAAAUUUCCCCGCCACUGCCCGCAGACACCACCAUGACCAUAGAUCCCAACCACACCACCGCUUCAGCCGCCGCCAACAUGGCCACCGCCGGAGCCGCCGCACACAACACAACCACGACGAGGCCGGUAAGACCUGCCGUAUCAUCUCCUCUUCCGUCUAAUCUUUACGCAGCCCCAUCCCUCCAAAUUCGGACCCAGUCGCCAUCAUCAUCACCAGUAGCACCAGCAGCUGCUAAUCAUCAGGGGGUUCUGUACCCACUGGCUUCCUCUGGCCGAGGCUUUAUUCCUCGGCCCAUUCGUCCCGCCGCCGCUGCCGGAGGCGAACCCGCACUCAUUGUGGCCAACGCCGGUGCUGUGUACCCAUCUCGGCCCCUACUCAAUUUCCCUCCUCAGCAGCCUAUUCCUGUGCAUUUGAUAAGACCCAACUACAGCUUAGCACCGUCUCCUCUUCCUCCUCUUAUUAGGGGCCUUCCCGUUUCCUCUGCUCCUCCUGAGGUUGCUCCAUCUUCAGUUCCUGACAGCAAUGGUUUUAAAGACAUGAGGGAUAAAAGCAAAGAUGAUAACUUAGCUGUCAUUAGAGGUCGACAAGUCAGGAUGACAGAUGGAGCUUCUCUAUAUGUGCACGGUCGGUCAUGGUUGAGGAACUGUUUUACUGAAGAAAUUCAGCCCCAAUAUGGUGAUGCUGUAAGGUCUCUUCCGAGACCUUCACCAAUACCUAUGGCAAGUGCUACUCUUCAAAAGGAGGGAGGUGAAGCAGAGGAAAAAGAAGAAAAAGGAGAUGAUAACGAGGACGAGGCUGAGGAACACAUUGAAUGUUUAUCACCACAUGAUCUGUUAGAAAGACAUGUCAAACGUGCCAGAAAAGUUCGAGCACGAUUAAGAGAGGAACGCUUACGGCGAAUUGCAAGGUACAAGUCUAGGCUUGCUCUUCUCCUUCCUCCUUGGUAGAACAGUUCAGAAAUGAUCUAGCUUCCGGAAACUGACCCAUGGUUGCUCUAUCGUACCUCAUUAACAUUUAGCACUGUGGGCUUUCAUACCAAAUGAUUAAGUUCAUUUCCAGUUCUUUCUGGAAUGACGAAAAAAUGUUUACAGUAUUCAAGCAAGUUCGCUGUACAAAUUGUAAUUUGCUGUAACAGUAAACAUCACUGGUAGUACGUUACCUGGGCGUGGUAGAUGCUAGAAGUUAGAAAAAUUGUGGGAACUGAGUGAGCAACUUUUUUCUUUUCUUUUCCAUGCGUGUUAUUGUAAGUUGGGGGUUGUGAGUUCUUUCUACACCAAAUAGUAAUUCUUUCUCCGGU
Pyrus x bretschneideri (Chinese white pear) is the source of this 1306-nucleotide messenger RNA. RefSeq names its product lysine-rich arabinogalactan protein 19-like. The coding region runs from base 42 to 956 and encodes 304 amino acids. The record is from RefSeq and is a predicted model, not a curated record. Lineage: Eukaryota; Viridiplantae; Streptophyta; Magnoliopsida; Rosales; Rosaceae. The transcript has 7 exons.